UCCACACAAAAAAGAAAAAUCAGAGAGAAACAACAUCAUCACUCCCUAGAAAAUAACUAACUGUUGAAGGCGUCCAAAGUCCAACCUAGAAAGUCAUUAAUAAACAAACCUGGAAUUUCUGUCAGUAAAGAACAAGCCAAACCCCAUUUCUCUUUUCUUGUUUUUUGCCUUCUUGUUUCCUGGCCACUUAUUUUUUUAAUUAAUUUUAUUCUGCAUUUUUGGUUGGUGGAGAUUCUUAGUUAUGCUACUGCUAAAGCUACAGAGGAAGAUCUGAGAAGCAUAAUCUGGGGGUUGCGAUUAAUGGGAAACUGCUUUGGAUCAAAAUCAGUUAGUACAAGCCCUAGCACUAUCAACUCCAGCAACUUAACCAAGCCUUCUAGUGUUGGAACAUCAAAUUAUUACAGCAAUGGUGGUGGUCUUUCUGCCACAAGCAGCAGUGCUGGCCAAAGCCGAUUUUCGGCAGCAAUAAGCGAGGAACCUUUGUCGCCAGGUGAAAUAUUGCCCACUCCAAAUUUGAAGAUGUAUAGUUUUGCUGAUUUGAAGAGUGCCACAAGGAAUUUCCGGUCCGAUACAGUGUUGGGAGUGGGAGGUUUUGGGACUGUAUUUAAGGGAUGGGUUGAUGAAAAGACUCUUGCACCUGCUAAAUUUGGUAGUGGGAUGAUUGUUGCUAUUAAGAAACUAAAUCCUGAGAGUAUGCAAGGCUUUGAAGAAUGGCAGUCAGAAGUUAACUUCUUGGGAAGACUUUCACAUCCCAACUUAGUUAAGCUGUUAGGAUACUGUUGGGAAGAUAAAGAACUGCUGCUUGUGUAUGAAUUUAUGCAGAGGGGAAGCCUGGAAAACCAUCUUUUUAGGAGAAGCUCAGCUGUCGAACCACUCUCUUGGGAUACACGGUUGAAAAUUGCCAUAGGAGCAGCACGUGGCCUUGCUUUUCUGCAUUCUUCGGAAAAGCAAGUCAUUUAUAGGGACUUUAAGGCUUCUAAUAUAUUGCUUGACGGGAAUUAUAAUGCAAAAUUAGCUGAUUUUGGCUUAGCAAAACUGGGGCCUUCAGGUGGAAUGAGCCAUGUGACAACACGAGUUAUGGGCACAUAUGGUUAUGCUGCUCCUGAAUACAUUGCAACAGGUCAUUUAUACGUGAAGAGUGAUGUGUAUGGGUUUGGGGUUGUGCUGCUUGAAAUGCUGACAGGCCUAAGAGCACUAGAUACUAGAAGGCCUAGCGGGCAGCAUAAUUUGGUGGAUUAUGCAAAGCCGCUGAUUUCUCAUAAACGAAAGCUGAAGACCAUUAUGGAUGCUAGGAUUGAAGGGCAGUAUUCUUCGAAAGCAGCUUUGCAGGCUGCUCAACUUGCUCUAAGAUGCCUAGAAGCAGAGCCCAAAAAGAGGCCAUCCAUGAAAGAAGUGAUAGAAAUACUGGAACAGAUUGAGGCUAUCAAAGAGAAGCCCAAAGAAUCCAAAAGUGGGUCUGUCCGUUCUAAUUCCUCGCACUCUUCAUUUUCUCAUCGCGACCUUCUUUCCAGUCAUCGGCGAUCUCCCUAUCAUCCAAGCCACCAUGGGCCUGGGUUUGGAGCUGGAAGUUGACACUACAGUGCAAGGUGUCAAUUUGUCUGUUCUUACCUGAAAUGUGUAGCAGCAAAUUUUGAUCACUCACAACUUUUGUCAAUUUUUUUUCUGCCAUGUAGUCAAUUCUUUUUGCCAAUUUUGGUUUAUUCCUUCAUCUUUUGUUUUUAUAGUAGAGAAUGUGUUGUAAUGUGAGAAAAAGAAACCAUGAUUUUUUCUGUAUCGUGUGAUAGAAUGCCAGGUUAAUUGCAA
This is a messenger RNA of Coffea eugenioides, 1803 nucleotides long. Its product is annotated as probable serine/threonine-protein kinase PIX13. The transcript has 6 exons. Gene Ontology annotation, biological process: protein phosphorylation. The coding region runs from base 301 to 1572 and encodes 423 amino acids. NCBI's taxonomy places the organism in Eukaryota, Viridiplantae, Streptophyta, Magnoliopsida, Gentianales, Rubiaceae. The record is from RefSeq and is a predicted model, not a curated record. Gene Ontology annotation, molecular function: protein kinase activity; ATP binding.